AUGACAGUCAUGAUACUGACAGAAGAGACAAAACUUUAAUUUAAUUACUGUUUGGCGCCGCCGCCGAUAUCCUUUUUGGCCUUGAAUGUUGAUAUCUUACCUAAACAAAACUGAUAAAACUUAAUAAUUAUCAACAUUUUAGUUGCACCAGUAAUCAGAUAAGUAAUUUUAAUUGGCAGUCGGUGGUUUACAUAAAGGUUACUGCAACCGGCGUUACCGGUCAAAGUGCAAAAGAUGCGAAUCAUAUUGUUAACGAGUAUUUUAAGUUUGCUAGUGGCAGUAUCAGGGUAUUCUGACAACAGAGAGCGAAGAUUUAAGGAUGACUUCCUGUUUGGGGCAGCGUCAGCAGCAUACCAGGUUGAAGGAGCUUGGAAUGAAGAUGGAAAAGGAGAAUCCGUAUGGGACCACUACUUCCACGGCAAACCAGACCAAGGUCCAGCGCCCGGAGAUGUGGCCAGUAACUCCUACCACAACUACAAGAGGGAUGUGGAGAUGUUGAGGGAACUGGGGGUCGAUGUGUAUAGGUUCUCUAUAUCGUGGCCUAGGGUGCUGUCUGGAGGUUUUAGCAACAUAAAAAACGAGCCAGGCCUCCAAUACUACGACAACCUAAUAGAUGAGUUACUAAGGCACAACAUUCAGCCCAUGGUCACAAUGUACCACUUUGACUUACCCAUGGUCGUGCAACAUUUGGGGGGGUGGACUAACCCCCACUCUGUCGAGUGGUUUGAGGACUAUGCUAGAGUCCUGUUUGAUCGAUAUGCUAGUAAGGUAAAAUACUGGGUCACCAUAAACCAGCCAAACUCCGUGUGUGAAGUGGGAAAUUUUGAGAACCUUCAGCCGAAGAGCACGAAGGGAGUCGGGGAUUACAUAUGCGCUAAGCAUAUGCUUCUAGCACACGCUAGAACGUACAGAAUGUACGAGAAGGAAUAUAAGAAGAAAUAUGGAGGAUCCAUAGGCAUAUCCAUAUCUGUGAACUGGGCUGAACCCGUCACCAACAGCACUGAAAACGCCGAGGCUGCUGAAACCUACAGAGAAUUCACGUACGGCAUGUACCUGAACCCUAUCUGGUCGAAAAGUGGAGACUUUCCCAAACUGGUGAAAGAUAGGGUGGCCAAGAAGAGCAAGGAACAGGGAUUCGUCAGAUCUAGACUACCUUCGUUAUCUAAAGACGAAAUCAAGCUUAUAAAAAGUUCAGCCGAUUUCCUAGGUCUAAACCACUAUACUACCUUCCUGAUAUCUCCGUCAAAGGAAGACCACCCUGUGCCCUCAAUAGCUGACGAUAUUAGCGUCGACCUGACUACCAAAGAUGAGUGGACGCAGUCACAUAGUGCCUGGUUAAAGAGCGCCCCCUAUGGACUGUACAAAGCUUGCCUGCACCUCAACAAGCAGUAUGACUACCCUACCAUCUUCAUAACAGAAAACGGCUGGUCCACAGACAAGGGUCUACAGGAUACAAGCCGCUCUGUAAAUAUCCAGCAGUACCUGAAAGCGCUCUUGUUCGCCAUAGAAGACGGGACACAAGUCCUCGGAUAUACUUACUGGAGUCUCAUGGAUAAUGUUGAAUGGAUGGCUGGCACCAGCGAGCGUUUCGGCCUCUAUGAAGUGGACUUCGACUCCCAAGAAAAAACUCGUACGUCGCGUCAGUCCGCCCAAGUCUACAAGAGGAUCAUUAAAAAAAAAAUCGUCGAAGAAAACUGGUUACCUAGUUCACCUAAGAAGAAAUCGAAAAUGAACCCAAGCGGCAUGGAAUACUGGGUGAUAUUAACCAUUUAUUUACUUUUAUGUGAUUUUGUAUUCCCUAGGAAUGGGUCUAAGGUUUAUUUGUUGAUUAAAGGCGUGGGUUGUGUUGUUUUUAUUUAUGUUAGUUUGUACAUUUAUAGAACAUUUCAAGGGCUUUUUGGUCUGGAUUAGGGUGUUGUCUGUGAUGCUGAUGGUCCUGGGUUCAAAUCCCGGUAAGCGUAUUUGUGUGAUAAAAAAAAAUUGUGCCUGUGUCAUGGAUUUUUUCUUUGGAUACUUUAGUUGUUUUGAAGACUUAAUACAAGCCAUCUUGGGCUUACCGUGUGACAGAUCAAUAUUGUAAAAAUUGACCCUAUAAUAUUUAUUUAAAAUAUUUAUUUUUGAUUUAGUGACAAUAUCCAAUACACGAGUGUAAGGAGAGUUAUUAUUUUUAUAUUUUUGUAUUCGGAGAACGUUUUUGUUAAUAAAACUAUGAAAUAUUUUA
Molecule: messenger RNA, 2221 nt
Organism: Leguminivora glycinivorella
Lineage: Eukaryota; Metazoa; Arthropoda; Insecta; Lepidoptera; Tortricidae
Product: myrosinase 1-like
Exons: 12
Coding region: 235-1911 (558 amino acids)
Biological process (GO): carbohydrate metabolic process
Molecular function (GO): beta-glucosidase activity
Source: RefSeq, a predicted model, not a curated record